This is a messenger RNA of Dendrobium catenatum, 1571 nucleotides long. RefSeq lists its product as uncharacterized. The transcript has 5 exons. Gene Ontology annotation, biological process: response to endoplasmic reticulum stress. The coding region runs from base 65 to 1201 and encodes 378 amino acids. Lineage: Eukaryota; Viridiplantae; Streptophyta; Magnoliopsida; Asparagales; Orchidaceae. The record is from RefSeq and is a predicted model, not a curated record.
UGAAUUACUUUUUUGCAUCCAAAACUUUACUAUUUUGCAAAUUUACCAUUCCAAAAACGCGUAAAUGAACAGCUCUUUCCACGAUUCAUCGUCCCCCCAAUUGUUUGACUAUAUAGAUCGAUCUGCGCUGCACCUCUGCUGCUCCAACUUGGUCAGCGCAUCUCUUUACCCGUAUUCAUCAGAUCUUGCGAGAAAUAUGGAGAACGGAAGAUCGGAGUCUGCGUUCUGGAAUUUCAGCGAUCAGCUUCGGCUCCACACGGCGGGGAUCGGGAGCCUUUCUCUCGGCGACAGCAUAUGGUCGGAUCCCUUCCUCUCCGCUUCCGGACGCCGCCCAGAGGAUCGCCGGAACAACGAAUCCGCCGUUGAGUCGGCGGCGAUGGAGAUCGGGUCCUCUGGUUUGUGGAAGACGGGGCUUGAGCUCCCCCAAAAGCUUGCUUUUACAAACAGUAACCUGAAUCGUUACAACAACAACAACAACAACAAUAACCUUGGUGGUGGCAGUGUGAAGAACUCCAAGGAUUUUUGCAACAACAGCGGUGUUAAUAAUUUUAACAGUGGGAUGAAGAAUUAUUUCAGCAAGGCGAUUGCUAGGCCUGCGGUUAAUAACAAUAAUAGCAGUGGUAUUCAUGGAGGCACCUAUAAGGGAGUUGGAAAUAACGAGAGUAGUGGUAAAGGUGGGAAGAAUAAGAAGUACAGCAAUAAUAGUAACAAAGAUAGUAACAAUAAUAGCGGGAAUUCUGUGGAUAAGAGGUUCAAGACUUUGCCGCCUUCAGAGGCUCUUCCUCGGAGCCAAACUGUCGGAGGCUACAUCUUUGUCUGCAACAACGAGACCAUGGAGGAGAAUCUUAUAAGGCAACUUUUUGGCCUUCCUCCACGAUACAGGGACUCGGUCCGAGUAAUAACCCCAGGGUUGCCUAUUUUCUUAUACAACUACUCAACACAUCAACUUCAUGGAAUUUUUGAGGCUGCUAGUUUUGGAGGAACAAACAUCGAUCCUUCUGCUUGGGAGGAUAAAAAACAUCCUGGAGAAUCUCGUUAUCCUGCUCAGGUUAGAGUCAUAACCAGGAAAAACUUUGAACCUUUGGAGGAGGAUUCUUUCAGGCCCAUUCUACACCACUAUGAUGGACCCAAGUUCAGACUUGAGCUUAGCGUCCCUGAGGCACUGGCCCUUCUUGAUGUAUUUGCAGAGAAUAAUGCUUGAGAGGAGGUGAUUGAAUGGGAAAGUUAAAGAGUGAGGCUUUUAUAUGAUAUAAUAUAUAUAUAUAUAUGCUAGACAUUUUGAUGAUGGGAAAAACAACUGAGAAAGCAGUAGUAAUGCUUUGCUAUGUAAAUGUUGAAGGACAUUUGUAUAGGUGGUCUAGUAGCUGUUUAAUUAGUUAUAUGACUAUGGUAAAGUUACUUUAAAGUAAAGAUAAUAAUAAUAAAUCAAUAAAGCUUGUCGAUGGGGCUUGUGGAUCUUUACAUGGCAAUAUAAAUUGUAAACUGUUGGAAAACGUUUUGUGGUUUGAGUUUUAUGUGAUACAUUGCUAUUUUACGUAAAGUUUAUGAUAUGAAGAUGCCUUGCGUUCAGA